GCUUUGCAGCUUUGCGAAAGCCGGGACCCGUGUGACUGGCAGGCGGGGCGGGGCGGUUGGUACGAGUGGCGUGCGGCAAAAUGUCCAUCAACAGUGUGACGGACCACGUCCUGGAGUUAAUUUUUUCGUACCUCGAGCUGCCGGACUUGCGGAACUGCUCACUCGUGUGCCGGUGGUGGUACAAAAUCCUCUGUGAUGAGAACAACGACGUGUGGCGGCUGCACUGCGUGCGGCGGCUGGCCGAGGAGGCCCUCAAGUCCGACCUUUUGGCGUCGCUGCCCUCCUACAAGAGCAAGCUAAGGGCAUUCUACCACGCGUGGAACCCCAAUGACACCUCCCGGAAUAUCUACGUCAAGCCCAACGGCUUCACCAUACACCGCAACCCAGUGGCUCAGAGCACAGACGCGUCGAGAGGGAAAAUCGGAUUUCGAAGUGGUCGGCACGCCUGGGAAGUCAUUUGGGAAGGCCCGCUAGGAACGGUAGCUGUUGUUGGGAUUACAACUCGAGACGCUCAGCUUCAGUGCCAUGGUUAUGUGGCUCUUUUGGGCUCCGACGACCAAAGCUGGGGGUGGAAUUUAGUGGACAACCAUUUACUUCACAAUGGUGAUGCGCACGGGAAUUAUCCUCUUUUAAAUAACGCUCCAAAGUACCAGGUUGGAGAGCGGAUCAGGGUCAUCCUCGACUGUGAAGACAACACUCUUUCUUUUGAGAAGAACUACGAGUUCCUUGGGGUUGCAUUCAGGGGUUUGCCUUCAAAGAGACUGUUUCCGUCGGUGUCCGCUGUGUACGGCAAUACAGAGGUGUCCAUGGUGUACCUGGGGCCCCCGCUGGACGGCUAGCCCCUGCUUGAACCCCCACCUCGAGAAAUCCCACGUCACUUUUUGUUAGUUUGAGCCAAAGACGUUUUAUCUCACCCUUCGGCUGCCAUACAAACUUAUAUGAUUAAUUUUCGUUCUGUGAUACUGUUGAUUUUCGUGUGAAAGUGUUGAGGACUAUGCAAUAGGUAGCUCACUACGAUAGGGACACGACUGAUAGUGUGCGUGCGUGCGUGUGAAUAUUAUUGUAAAAUUGCAUGUGUGCAGACGAUGACUGACUGCGCUGCAUUGUUGACCACUAAAGAAUAAAGUUGAUGAGAACACACCCUCACCGUAAA
Messenger RNA from Cloeon dipterum, 1153 nucleotides. RefSeq names its product F-box synaptic protein (gene Fsn). Gene Ontology annotation, molecular function: protein binding. The coding region runs from base 81 to 839 and encodes 252 amino acids. NCBI's taxonomy places the organism in Eukaryota, Metazoa, Arthropoda, Insecta, Ephemeroptera, Baetidae. Gene Ontology annotation, cellular component: synapse; SCF ubiquitin ligase complex. Gene Ontology annotation, biological process: synapse assembly involved in innervation; proteasome-mediated ubiquitin-dependent protein catabolic process. The transcript has 5 exons. The record is from RefSeq and is a predicted model, not a curated record.